ACCGUCUUAUUUUCAAGCUUUAGUGGCAGGUAGCAGCACACGGGGCUCCCGUCCCCAAAUGAUCGCUUUUAACAGGUUUUGACGACCUUCACAAGACAUGACAAAGUUCAUUUCUGGCCAGAAACGUGUUUUUUAUCUAGCAAUAGGUCUUCUACAUCUUUUCAUCUGUACAGAAUGCUCCAGCGCCACUGUGAGGCUGGCGGGCCCCUCGUCCACGCGCUGCUCGGGGAGAGUGGAGGUCCUCCAUGCCGGCGAGUGGGGCACCGUCUGCGACGACUUCUGGGACCUGAACAGCGCCCAGGUGGUGUGCCGCGAGCUCCAGUGCGGCACAGCGCUAGCGGCCUAUAAAGGGUCGCGCUUCGGCAUGUCCGUUGGCCCCAUCUGGCUAGAUGACGUGCAGUGCACCGGAAGCGAAUUGUCUAUCCUCAAGUGCCAGCACCGCCCCUUCGGGGACAAUAACUGCGGGCACGAAGAAGACGCCAGCGUGGUCUGCUCAGAACACUUGCGGGUAACUAACGGCAGCAGCCGUUGCAACGGCCGACUGGAAGUCUACACGGACGGUCACUGGAACAAAGUGUGCGGCGAGUUUGGGAUGCCCGAAUCCAAGGUGGUGUGCCGGGAGAUGAGCUGCGGGAACCCGCUGGUUUCCGCCCAAAAACAGUAUUUCGGCGAAUCGCGCGAAGUUUUGGCUGUGAAGACCACGUGUUUGGGCAACGAAAGCUCCGUCGCGCAUUGCUCGCACAAACCCGUCAAGGAAACAUGCACGGACGCAACCAUUUCUUGCUACAACAGCCAACCCAUUCGUCUGGUCAACGGAACCAACCGCUGCUCUGGCCGAGUGGAGAUCCUUCACAUGGACCAGUGGGGGACGGUGUGCGACGACAAAUGGGGGAUUCAGGAGGCUAGCGUGGCGUGCCGCGAGAUGGGCUGUGGGGCUCCUUUGGAAGUCAAGUACAAGGCCUUCUUCGGCAGCGGCGACGAUCAAACCUGGCUGGACGAUCUAGAUUGCACGGGGCAGGAGAAGUCGCUCUCCGAGUGCUCGCACAGAGGGAUGGGCGAGCACGACUGCAGCCACGCAGAAGACGCCGGCGUCGUAUGUUCAGAAACUUUCCGAUUUAGCAACGGAAGCACGCCCUGCUCAGGUCGCCUUGAGAUCUUCCACAACGGCGGUUGGGGCAAGCUGUGCGAUCACAACUGGAGCGCCAAAGAGGCCGCCUUUGUAUGUAAGGAACUCAACUGCGGAGGUCCGUCCAAGUCCGUCGAGUACUUCGGCGAAAGCCAGCUCAAGAGAUACAGAGGCGCCUGUCCCAGAGACGCGACCUCAUUCUCGCAGUGCACCAUCCAGGACAACCCGGAUACAUGCCGAGGAGUUUCGCUGUCGUGUACGGGACCUCCCGUACUACGGCUCGUCAAUGGUACCAACCGCUGCUCAGGCCGAGUGGAGGUCUACCACGACGGCAUAUGGGGGACGGUGUGCGAUGACUCCUGGGACAUCAGAGAUGCCCAAGUAGUGUGCAGAGCAUUGGACUGCGGCACGGCCAUGACGGCCAAAUCAGGAGCCUACUUCGGCGAAGGCGGGGGUCAAAUUUGGCUGGACGACGUCGGAUGCUUGGGCAACGAGUCGUCCUUGCUUCAAUGCCCGCAUUCACCCUUCGGAGAUACUAACUGCAAUCACGUCGAAGACGCUUCCGUUAUGUGUUCAGCCAGCAUCAGACUGAUAAAUGGAACCAACCAGUGUUCAGGCCGGGUGGAGGUCCACCACGAAGGCCACUGGUCAUCCGUGUUCAACGUUCAAUGGAGUUUGCACGAAACGGCGGUGGUCUGCCGGGAGAUGAACUGCGGCGAUCCCGUCAAAGCUUCGGGGUCUUUCGGGCAAAGGGGCGACGUCAACGGCUAUAAAAUCAACUGCAACGGAAGGGAGACUUCGCUAACACAGUGCUCCUUCCGGGAUUACGUCCGUAGCGGCCACGAUCGCGUUCAGGAGGCCUCCGUCGAAUGCUCCGGUAACGUGAGGCUGGCCGGCGGCCAAAACCGCUGCACCGGGAGGGUGGAGUUCUUCAAUAACGGCCGCUGGGGAGACGUGUGCGGAGAAAUGUGGGACAAUGACGACGCGACGGUGGUGUGUAGGCAGCUCGACUGCGGCAAAGCCAUCAAGAUCACUGCCGGGACGGAGUUCGGCCACGGUUCGGGACACGUCUGGAUCGAGCAGAUCGAAUGCAACGGAAUGGAGUCCACGUUGGCGCAGUGCUCGCAACGGUCUUUCCAGGAUAGGUUGUGCAACAUCACCUCGCUAGCCGGCGUGGUCUGCUCAGAUAGCUUGGAGGUGCGCUUGGUGAAAAGCGAAAUCGAGUGCACCGGUACCGUGGAGGUCCAGUACGACGGCACGUGGCACUCCGUUUGCGACGCCGACUGGAACCAGGCCAAAGCCGAGGUGGUGUGCGAUCGUUUGGAGUGCGGCCGCGUGGUCAGCGUCCACGGUGCCGCUCAUUACGGUCAAAGUAGCGGCCCCGUGGUGGAGGCUAACGACGCCUGUUUCGCUAACAUCAGCCAUCUUGAGCAGUGCUCGCUCAAAGGUUUCACUAAAUCCACGUGCCCGCAUGAUCAAGACGCCGGCGUUUCCUGUGCAGCCAAGCUACAGCUAGUUGGCGGCUGGAGCGGCUGUUCCGGCCGAGUGGAGGUGUUUCACGCCGGCGUUUGGGGGACCAUUUGCGACGACGAGUGGGAAGUGAGCGCUGCCGACGUGGUGUGCCGACAGCUUGGCUGCGGCCACGCCGUGUCGGCUCCUGGCAACGCGCAUUUCGGGCGGGGCACUGGUCCCAUAUGGCUGGACAACGUGGUGUGUGAAGGUCAGGAGUUGGCCAUCACACACUGCAACCACCAGCCAUUUGGAGAGAACAACUGCGGCCACUCUGAGGACGCUGGAGUCAUUUGUUUGGGUGGUCUGGCGAAGCCUCGGAUCACGGUGAACCCGUCGGCGGAUGUCAGCUGGGGUCAAAACGUGGAGUUCACCUGCACCCUUCAGACUGAGCAAAUGGGCGGCACUUUCUUGCUGAAAAAGUUACAGGGCGAGUUUAAGCUUCACAAGUAUUCCGAGAGCGAGGCAGCAACCUUUACCCUGUCCAGAGUCAACUUCAGCCACCGGGGCUCGUACUUCUGCGAGUACCAGAAACAACUCCAGAGUAACGUCAUCUACUUCCCUCAAGGAGAUCCCAUGGAACUCAGCGUUAAAGUGUCCUUGGAGAAGCCGAUCAUCACAAUGACCACCUACCAAGUGAUGGUGAUGUACAGUCCGCGCGAGGUGUCGGUCACGCGGGGCAGCGGCUUCUCCGUCACGUGCUCCGUCCAUUCCUUGUACCCUCACGGCACUUUCUACCUGAAGAACACCGACACCAACGUCACCGCCGCCAAAGCUGCGUUCGGACAUACCGUUUUUUACGUAGCAAUGUUCGAAUUUCCCGACAUCCAGGAUAAAGACCAAGGAGAUUACGUCUGUCUUUACGCCGUCAACUUCUCGUCCAAUGCAUUUUGGUCCACCCCUUCCACAUCACUUUAUAUCAACGUUGUCGCAACGGAGUCUUCAUCGGUGGUCUCGGGACUCGUGACCGGGUUGGUGUUGCUACUGCUAACUGUCGUAGUGGGUUAUCUGGUGUGGAGGAGGAGAAGACAACAUUCUCGCACCUUGAUCGAGUUCCGCAACCAGUUCGGGAGAACCACCAAAGCCGAGUUGGAAGACGCAGGCAAUGGUGGUCUCGAUGGCAGGGACGGUAGCACGGGCGCCAACCAGGAAAGAGCUGCGAAGCUCCCGGCGGACACAGAAACAUCAGCAGACACGGAAAACUCUGCGGAAACAGUCCCCGAGGACCUGGCCGGCCGAGUUUGUUACGAGUUGGAACCGCUCGUUUUCUCCUGAUGCCGGGAAACCGUCAGAUAUAUUACCCAGAUCUUUCUUUACCUUCUUUAUAUUUCUGAAUUGGUUAAAAGUAAAUAUUUUAUUUUAUUUGUAUUUUAUAAAUGAUAACUUGUGUCA
Corythoichthys intestinalis (scribbled pipefish) is the source of this 4027-nucleotide messenger RNA. RefSeq names its product deleted in malignant brain tumors 1 protein-like. Gene Ontology annotation, molecular function: serine-type endopeptidase activity. The transcript is spliced from 16 exons. Gene Ontology annotation, biological process: zymogen activation. Gene Ontology annotation, cellular component: plasma membrane. The coding region runs from base 98 to 3910 and encodes 1270 amino acids. Lineage: Eukaryota; Metazoa; Chordata; Actinopteri; Syngnathiformes; Syngnathidae. The record is from RefSeq and is a predicted model, not a curated record.